AUGAACAACUUGGUGGUCCUACGGGUGCUAAAUGUACAACCAAGGCAAGAGGAACACAAGGAACAACAUGCUAACAUCUUCUACAUGAAGUGUAAGGUGUUAACCAAAACUUGCUUGGUAAUCAACGAUGGAGGAAGUUGCACCAACGUGAUUAGUGACAAGCUAGUCUCCAAGUUGAAACUUCAAGAGUUGAAACAUCCAAGCCCUUACCGGCUACAAUGGUUGGGAGAUAGUGGGGAUCUCAAGGUCACUACACGAGUCACGGUCCCAAUGAAAGUGGGCGAGUUCGAGGAGGAAGUGCUUUGUGAUGUCAUUCCAAUGUCCGCUUGCCACAUACUACUUGGCCGGCCUUUGGAAUACGACAACAAGGUGAUGAAGGAUGGCUACACCAAUGAGUACUCAUUUGUCUACUAUGGAAAAAAGAUUCGAUUGAAGCCUUUGACUCCUAAUGAGAUUUUUGAAGCCCAUAAGCAUUUGAGCAAGGAGCAUGAGAGGGAAAAAAGGCUUGAGAGAGAUUGUGAGGUAAAAAAGCCAAGUGAGUGUGGGGUUGGUGAGAGAAAGUCCAAAGAAAAAAUGAGUGCUCCCCGUUCCACUUCCGAGAGAAGAGAGUGUCUCUUGGCUACUAAAUCCGAGCUUGGGUGGGCACUAAAGAGCCAAUCUCCUUUACUCAUUGCCAUUCUAAGGCAAAUUUGUUUGACUAAUACUAACCUUGAGGAAAUUCCAAAAGCUAUUCAAAUUGUUUUGCAGGAAUUUGAAGAUGUGUUCCCGGAAGAGCUUUCCAAUGAGCUACCACCAAUUAGGGGAAUUGAACAUCAAAUGGAUUUCUUGCCGGGGGCGUCUUUACCGAAUCGGCCCGCCUAG
Messenger RNA from Salvia splendens (bonfire salvia), 861 nucleotides. RefSeq lists its product as uncharacterized. The coding region runs from base 1 to 861 and encodes 286 amino acids. The record is from RefSeq and is a predicted model, not a curated record. NCBI's taxonomy places the organism in Eukaryota, Viridiplantae, Streptophyta, Magnoliopsida, Lamiales, Lamiaceae. The transcript has a single exon.